AUGGCUAUAUCGCGCCCUUGGGUCAUGCUGGUUUCUGAACCGAUAGUCACCAUCCUCGCGAUCUACAACUCUAUUAUUUAUGGGACCACCUACAUGAUGUUUGCCGCCUUUCCAGUUGUCUUCCAGCAAGGCCGUGGAUGGAGCCCAGGCGUUGGUGGACUAGCAUUCAUAGGGAUCGCCAUCGGCAUGGCGGUUGCGAACCUGUCCAUGAUAUGGAUCAAUCGGAAGUACACGACGGACUCGCGGAACUCUCCUGGUCACUCUUUGCAGCCGGAGAUCAGACUGGUUCUCUGCUUUGCUGGAUCGAUCGCUAUUCCGAUCGGACUCUUCUGGUUUGCGUGCGCCAAUUCCGCGACCGUCCCAUGGGAAGUCUGCGCGGCAGCGACCAUUCUGUUUGGCUUCGGAAACGUCUCAGUCUCAAUCGGUCUCACCAAUUACUUCGUCGAUAUUUACUCCAUCUACGCUGCUUCCGCGCUAGCUGCCACGACAGUUCUGAGGUCUCUUUUCGGAGCAGCCUUCCCCCUGUUCACACCUGGCAUGUAUUCUAGACUUGGUAUCCACUGGGCUUGA
Messenger RNA from Diaporthe citri, 570 nucleotides. RefSeq lists its product as uncharacterized. The coding region runs from base 1 to 570 and encodes 189 amino acids. The transcript has a single exon. Gene Ontology annotation, molecular function: transmembrane transporter activity. Gene Ontology annotation, biological process: transmembrane transport. The record is from RefSeq and is a predicted model, not a curated record. Lineage: Eukaryota; Fungi; Ascomycota; Sordariomycetes; Diaporthales; Diaporthaceae.